AUGCUCCGCCUUCCGAAGCGCAGAGCGGCCUAUGGCGGGCAGCGCGUUGUCCGGCUGGCCGCGCGGGAGACCCGAUGGAACGCUGGCCGCGACGCGCGUUAAGCAGCACUUGGGAACGCGCGCCCGCCGGAGCCUUCAAAGCGACACGCCCCUGGGGGAAAGAGGCCUCCGCGUAAUUGCAACCUCGAACGACGCCCCUUCCCAGUCAACGCGCGCUUCCUUAGGAGUAAGCCACGCCGCCGGACCUCUUUCAGAGGAAACACUCCAGGUUUUCACUGUGGUCGGUGAGCCACAGUACAACCCAGCCGCGCCAAGGCCGGCCAGCUCCUGUAUAACCCUUUAAUGUUGGCCCGGCAAAUGACAACGCAGCCACCGGAUAGAGAAAUGGGGACCCCCAGCCACAACGGCCCCUGGUCCCUUUGUUCCUUUGAAAAGCUGCGUAGCAAAAGUCCAAGCCGGCACCUUGCCUGCCAUGGCCCCUGCAAGCCGCCUCAAGGCCCGUGGGGAGAAUUCAUCAGCUCCCUAUAUGGAACAAUGGCUUAGGUAGGUUUGAGUGACGUUUCAACAGGGGUAGGGGAGGGAUUACCCUGAGCCCCGCCCCACAGCUACGCUCUCUCUCUCUCUCUCUCUCUCUCUCUCUCUCUCUCUCUCUCGCUCUCUGAUUAGCUUUCCUUGCAAUUCCUCCCUUCACUUGUUUUAGAAUACAACUCCCAAAGAAGGACAAGAAUAGCCCUGGUAGCAGCUAUAUAAGCCAGCUACAUGUCCUCACAGUGGCCAACCAGACACCUGUGGGAAACCAGCAAGCAUAGCUGUCAAUGUUUCCCUUUUUUAAAGGGAAAUUCACUUAUUCCGAAUACGAUUCCUUGCAAGAAAAGGUAAAAGUUGACAGCUAUGCCAGCAAGUGGGACCUGGGUGCGACAGUGGCUGGGGCUUAUGGGAAUUGUAGUCCAAAUCAAGAGGUAGGUACCAGGUUGCUGAAUGUGUUAAGCCAAUCCUGCUCUCCCCUUCUUCCUUGUGUCUACUGAAUGGGAGACCCUGGACUUCUGGCCCUGAUUGCGCCAUUGACCUUACGUAUAUAUGUCAUUCCUUCCUUCGAACGAUACCUGUCCAUGAGACAACCCAUUAAAAUGGGUUGCAUACACGUUUUAUGGGGCACACAUGGUGCCCCAAGGCUUCAAUGGACAGUGCGGAUGUUAAGCCAAGAUACACUCUGUGCAGGCCAGGAGCUUGUUUGUGUACUGAAGGUGCCCUUCACCACCCCAAGGAAGGGCAACAGCUGCAACACCAAGGGAUAAACUCCAGGAUUAACAUCCCAGGUGCCGAGAGAGAGAGAUAGACGAGAUGCCUUCAUUCGCUUCCCUCAUUUUCUCUCCAUCUGGCUUUCUGAUGAACAGCCCAUGUGGUGAACACAUGCCAGGCUUAUGAGGCCCAAAUUAACGUCCCUGAGCCUUGCAGCACUGAUUGCGAUUUGGGAUACGGAGAAGAGCAGCGUGGUAUCCAUGUCCUACACUAAUCAAGCCAAGGUCAUUCAAGGACAAACCCAGCCUGGUGGUCCUUCCUCUUGGACCAGGCACUGCCUCCCUCUUCUAUGAAGACAAGGAAGGCAGUGACAAGACAUUGGCAGUGGCACUGAAAAGGCAGUUUUAAAAAAAAUAAAAAGUGGAAUAUUCACAUUUCCCUUCAAGCAUGAAAAUGGAGGUGACGGGUUGAAAUGCCGCAUGCUAAGAGAGAUGUAACCCGCCCCCCGCACACCCAGCAAAUUCAGCCCUUUCCCUAAAAAAGAGCAUCCCUUUUCUCAUUGGAAUCAGACAGCUCACAGCCAUCUCCUCGGGACUCCUGGUAAUAAAACUGGAUGUCACUUGGUGGGGGGGGGGGUGCUAAAACUGCAGAGAGGUGGAACAAUAGCAGGGGUUCAGCCUGACAAAGCAGCGGCUUAAUAGAGACCAAGUGCAGCAGAAUCACCUUCUGCGCUCUGUCUCUGUCUUGUGUCUUACUGACAGAUCUUCUGGACUCAGUCUCUUGGCUGCAGAAGCUCUGCCAAUCAGCAGUCCCCGAGCUUAAAGAUCUAGCUGUUGCUAAGUGGGUUACCUGCUGCAAAUCUGAGAUGAAGCCAGCGCUUCUUUCAGGUUUGGAAGAAACCGGCAGUGACCUCUAGCGGCAUAUGCUGUUUAGUACACAUGCUAGUCAGGGCAGCAUCGUCCUGGGAAACUGGAUGAUAUGAUCUAAUGGCCUGGCAAAGCCAAGAGGCCAAAUUACCAACUGUGGCAUGAUAAUUGCUACUUAUUUGCCCUCGAUCUUGCAAGGAUCUACAUGUGAAAAAAAAAUAAAACCCAACCCUUGCCCUUGCUUCCCAGCCACCGACACUGUAGGUUGGAUGACUAGGCAACAUGGAAGUUUAUUUUUAAUCUUUUGUCCAAGCAGGUGGAAACCCAGCUUGCACACCUGAAUUAUGUAAAUCGGCAUUGCUCAAUUAACGAAGUACUCAAAUUGGGAGUUCUCACUUCUCAUGGGAACUUGGCAACCCAACUCAUGUGGCAUGCAGAAUGUGGCCGCCAGAUGCACCAGGGUAUCUGUUGCGAGUAUACAUAUGCGCUGAGAUAAGGAGCGAGAGCUGCCGGACUCUUGGACAAAGAGACAGUGGUUAUGGGAGGAGGAAGGAAGAGGCAGAAGUUCGGCUAGGACUGGAGAGGGUUGUGCCCUUGUGGUCCCUUCCAAAUUCUACACUUCUAUGAUUCUGUGACUUGAUCAAGUUCCAAUUCUGACUUAGACAUGAAUUUCAGUGGCUGAUCUUGGCCCCUUCAUGUGUUGUGGCAGGAACUGCUGGCCCUGAUGUUGCAUCCUUAGGCUAGCCCUGCUCAUGUGCAUAGAGUUUCCAUUGCAGACACACCUCCAUGCUUAACAUGUGAAAGGGCUAGUCCAGGGACACAACAUUGGUUGGAGGCAUGGCCAGUGGUGUGGAUGCAAUGCAUGAGAGGGCCCUGCACACAAGUAACACAUGUAUGUGCCUGAUCUCUUAGCUUAAACUACAUCGAUGGGAAUCUGCCUGCAUUAAAAAUUUUAAGCAGUAUCAUGCUGCUUUAUACAGGCAUGACUUCCCUAAAAGAAUCCUGGGUUCUGUGGUUGGUUGCUGCGAGUUUGUUUGGAAACCCCUGCUCCCCUUCCAGAGCUACAGUUCUCAGACUGGUUUAACAAUCAAUCCCUUUUCCUCUGGGAAUUCUACACCCAUGAGGGAAACCCUGGAUUUUCAGAGUUAAAAGAUGAGAGUCAUGUACUAGAGACGUGAACUCCAUUCAGAAUUCCAGAAUUGGGCCAUCACAAAUGAUGAUGACAUUACUAAUACCUCUUUCUUUGUGAUGUCAACAGAGAUGUAUGUGAUCCUUCUUGCCAAAUACACAGUGAUCCCUGUAAGUUCCAGAGCUGAACUACCAGAAUUGGCAGAUCAAAAAGGUAAGUGCGGUUUGCCUAAUCUUGGCCCCAUGUCAAGUUCCCUACAAGCAGGACUGGGAUGAAAGCAAUGACGCUUAUUCCUUCUGCAUCAUGCAAAUUAGCUCCAAAACGCAGCAGGAAACUUUGUAUGGCUGAUAUGGCCGUUCUUCUAAGAUUUCCUUAGAAAUAUGUUCAGUGUGAUCAGUUUGGCUUAUCUUCACAUGUGUGUUGAAGAUUCAAGUGCUAGAUAAAAGUUUGUUUAAAUGAAGAGAGGUACAGUAACUCGCAACUUACACACAUUUAACGUGUGUCUUCAGCUUUACAUCAGCAUCAAAAAAUAUUUUUUAAAUUGUUUAAAGCGGGUGAGCGCCCAGGAAAAAAUGACUUUGGCAAUCCCACCCACCAUUGAACCCAAUUUGUUUUGGCUAUGAAUAAUUUUGCCUGUAUGUGCUACUCCUAGAACGUAACCACCAUGUAAGGUGAGUUGCCUGUACAUUUAAAACACAGAAAGUGUUAAAUGUCUUUUCACUGAUAUCAGCCAAACAUUGCAUAGUAUCUCCCUCUUAUCAGAAUAUCCUCUAACAGUGCACUGAGCCAGUGAGUGCUGAUGGCUAAUUUGCUUGUUUGGGGAAACCCCUGGAUUUUCAGAAGUACAAAAAUCUUUUUUUAAAAAAAAUAAAGCUUAAGGAUGCAACCUCCUCCUUGCUUGCACAACUAAACAGCCAAUGAGAACAUGAGAUGUUGAGUGACAAUUGGUUAAAAGGGGCAGGGCAGAGAAAAGGAGGAAGUGUAAUGGAGUGUUCCGGGAGAGGGCAUGGCUGGCUGGAAGUUAGCAACCCUGAAAGGAAACAUGUUAGCUAGGAGAUACAUAUAUGCUGUUGUGCCAUGUAUUUUUUAAUCACACUGGAAGGCAUUUUUGCAUGUCCUUAGACUGAUGUACUGGAGCAUAUAUAAGGCACAUGGGUGAAUUUCCAGAAUGUACAGUGGGGUACUGGAAGUGACAUACCCAUCCAUUCCAAUGGACCUAUUCACCCACUGUGGCAGUUUACAAGAAGACGAUCUCUAUUUCUGGCUAAUGUCACCAUAGGGGGAAAAUCAUUAAGUGCAACAAGAAAAGAGAAUGCUGAAGUUAAGAAAGCACAAUCCUCAUGCAUCAAGUGUUUUAAGAUUGCCAAUGCUAAGCAAAUAAGUAACAAAUCAUAUGUCCCACAAUGUUCAAACUGGAAUGAAAGAGAAAGGAAGGAAGGAAGGAAGGAAGGAAGGAAGGAAGGAAGGAAGGAAGGAAGGAAGGAAGGAAGGAAGGAAGGAAGGAAGGAAGGAAGGAAGGAAGGAAGGAAGGACUAAAAUCAGGGGGACAUAAGAAGAGCCUUCUGGAUCAGGCCAGUGGCCUAUUUAGACAAGUACGCUGUUACCAAAUUGGCCAAACAGAUACCAAUGGGCAGUCUCCUCUCCUGUGUUUUCUAGCAAGGGAUAUACAGUGGCAUUUCUGCCUCUGACAUGGAAGUAGAACACAACCUGCUGCCCAGCUUGGAGAUGCAAGAAGGUGCUUAACACAUAUUAAGGAGUAACUAAUCCAUGGGUAGGCAAACUAAGGCCCAUGGGCUGGAUCAGACCCAAUUGCCUUCUGGAUCCAGCCUGCGGACGGUCCGGAAAUCGCCACAUGGAUCGCCAGAAUGCACACUCUUUUCUCCCUUCUGCUCCCUCACACAGCGCCGCCAUCGCCUCCUCCCUCCCUCCUCCUGGCUUUUCCCCGCCCUGCCUAGAGGAGGAUGGGGGCUGUGCUUUGUUGGUGCCAGCAGCAGCAGCGCUCAAGCAGCCGCCAUUUUAAGCAGCCCCUCUCCGAAGCCCUUUCGUGCGCCGCUCAUCGUCCCGUCGCCAGCCCCUGCCGCUCACAAGACACAGGUAAGCAGCCACCGGGGCUCGUGGUGCUCUUGCAUCAUAUUUUUUUUUCCAAAAUAUAGUCCGGCCCCCAACAAGGUCUGUGGGACGGUGUACCGGCCCCCUGCUGAAAAAGUUUGCUGACCCCUGAACUAAUCCAUGCUAAGUGAUAUUGAGCAAGUUCCUCAAUGUUCUGUUCUCGGCCCUGGCACCAAAGCUUCUUACCACGUUUUCUGUGCCACCUGACCCUGUGUGUGCUGUUCCUUUGCUCAUGAGGCCUCUGUAUUCAGCUCUUCCGCAGGUGGACACAACUUUGGCCAGUUCUACUAUCUCUUGAGCACAUCUUUCUGGAGCUCUCAUACAGCUGGGAAGUUGCUCCUUGGAGAAAGAAUUUUCCGACACUUUUUCUGAAAAGCUCCUUCCUUCCUUCCUUCCUUCCUUCCUUCCUUCCUUCCUUCCUUCUUAAGCUCAGAUAAGCGCUUUCCUAGCCUCCUGUGGUUCAGAUAUGUUAGCAUUGCCCCUGUUAUUUUGAGAAGAGGGUGCCUAUACAGUGAAAAGUUGGAAAUAAACGGAGAAUGAAAUUACACCUUUUAUUAGACAAGGGGGAAAUCGCUCAGACUGAUGCCUAGAAAAUGUGGGCCAAGCAGAAAACCACUCACACCCAUGCUUUCUAGGCACGGGAGAAGAGAAGUGUGGAGGAGCCCUUAUUCAAGGCAACCACCCUUGCUUUCCUUGUUCAGAACAGUUUCUUUCAGGUACAUUUAUCAAUAAGCUGUCUUGUAGCUCCCCCUGGCGGCCGACUCACAUAAUGAUAUCUCUUCGGCCUGCUGUUCUAUACUGUAUUUAAAUUGAACUGUUCCAUCCAUACCUCACUCCAAAUAUAUUGCCAUUUGAUUUUUUAAAGGUUCACGUUGCCUGAUAUUUUCAAUUUGUAUUUAUGCAGUUUUGUAAUUAUGUUUUAAUACAAAACAUUCCUGAGCGCGCUGCAACUUUCUUUCCCCCUCAAAAGAAGGCGUCAGAAGUUUAAAAGCUGUACACCUGGCCUGAGCCAAAUCCUUGAUCCUGAACCAAAUGAGGUCAAUUUGGAGUUUGUCCAGAGUGUGUCAGGGCAGCCCCAGAUCACCUCGGGUUGGGUCCACCCUGUGCAAUUCAGGGCUGUCAAAAGGAGGGGCAGUAAGGGAGAAGAGGAGGAGGAGAAUAGGCAGGCAGAGAUUCUCACCUGUACUUUUUUCCUGCCUCUCAUCACCACUCUUGUAAUGUUUAAUUAGGCUUUAAAUUCCUAAUUAGGGCUGUGCAAGGUCCCUAAUUUAGUUCAGGGGCCAGGUUCGGGGUACGUUGGUCUGGCCCAGAUCAAAGUCCAGUCUGCACUGCCAAAUUGAGAGUUGCUUGCACAGCUCUAGCAGAAAUGGCUACACUCAGUUACUUAAUUUUAUUUAUUUUUAUCGUGAUUAUAUUCCAUCUUCCUUUCCUCCAAGGAGCGCUAUUCACUAGGCACUACAUUUUACCACCUGCACAUUAAUCUGCAUUCCCAAGGAUGCUGCAAAGUUCAUCCAUAAUAUUCCAAUUUGUCAGAUGGUGGUAAUAUUGUGUAAUGACUUACCCAAGUCAGACCUCUUCCACACACUGCAGAUAUUUGGAUGUGGGAGUUCAGUGCUUAAUUUCCCUGUUAAUAAUUGCUUGGGGGUGAAUCAAUCUGCAACCCUGUUAAACUAGAAAAGCAUGCAACCAGAAUACUGCCCCACAUUUUGUUGCAUGGGGGAACAUUUAAGCUCUCCCCUUUUAGUUUUUGUUAGCAUAAUCCAUGUUGUUCAGAACACUGCAGUGAGAAUGAAAAACGCUAGAAGGGAUAAGCCUCAGCGAAUGAACUGCAAAGGCUUCAGGGAAGACACAUGAGUGGCAGAUGUCAUAGCAUGAGACCCAGCAAGGAGCUCAGGAUCUUGCCUGAGUUCCAAAGCUGGGCCAUUGUGUCUGCACAUCAUUACUGUCCUUUGAGAACAUUCAUAAAGAAGUCAAGUUCACAACAAGGAGAUGGUGUCGGGGCACUUUGGAAAGAUGCCUGAAUAGCCAAUUAAAUGAAAAGAAUUUAUCUGCUGCAACAGAUGCUCCGUCGCCUUGGCCUUGCUUGCAAUUUGACUGGGCUGGGGAGGGUUAAAGAAACAGCCAUCUGCUAGUUUGCCAUGUCUGUGAAAAAUGGGAGAUAAUUUCCUUAUCGCAUUGAACAUUAAGAAUAGAGGCAAGUGAAAAUGAAGAGAAUGGCAGAACCUGCAUUGAAAGUAUUUUUCCCCCUAGGACAAGGCCCAUUAAAGUAGAAUGGAGCCUAUAAAGAAAGUAGAGGGGCUUAUCAAUGAUUUCUUUACUUUUGAAAAUAAUCAGUAAUGACUUCAUAUUUUUUUUUGCCAUCCCAGGCAAAUGCAGUGGACGUCAGAAGCAAAAGCUGGUUUCUUCCACAAGCCUCCUAUUUUCAUAUCAGUUGAGUAAGCAGUGAAGAUUUUACAACCAUACACCUGCAGUCCACUCCUGUGUUUACUUAGAAACAACCUCAAUUUAGAUAAAUAUACUUUUACUCAGUGUGCUUAGAAUUCCAGACUAAAGAUGCUAUUAAUGGCAACUCCUACUGGAUCAGAAAAGGUGGGGUCAUUUUAGAGGUACAGAUAAAAAUCAGUAUCUGGCUGAGUUAGGCAGAGUGCCAUAGCUCAGUGGCCAAGCAGCUGGUUGGCUUGCAGAAGGUUCAAUCCUUGACAACUCCAGGUAGGGCUGGGAGAGAUAUCCCUCUAAAAUCCUGGAGAGCUGUUGCCAGUCAGUGUAAACAAUAUGGAGCUAGAUGGACCAACAAUCUGACUCAAGUAAGACAGUUUCCUGGGUUCCCAAUCAGGCAAAAAGCAGCUUAAUAUGUGCCCUCUUUCAACUAUUGUUGUGUGGCAUCACAGCCUUCAGGGCUGGGCAUUUGUCACCUGCGGUGGUGCCUCCUUCCAUUCCAGCUGUUGGCUGUUUUCCUGAGUCAUGCAGCGCUUUCACCCUCGAAAUCCUAGGGAAGAAGUAGACUCCACACACAAGACUUUGAAGAUGACUCUUUGCUUGCAGAAUGCCAACUAUUACAAGGCAGUAUCAUACAUAUAUACCGAGUCCAAUGCAAUGCUUUUCAUUCUCUUGAGCCCAAGAGAGGGUCUUCUUGGUUCUUGCUGCUAAAACCCAUUUGAAGCAGUCCCUAAAUUAUAGCUUGUCUGUCCUCACCAACUCCUCCAGACACAGCGUCUUCACACUCAGCAAAACAACAGUGAAACUGCCAACCCCCAGCUCCCACCCCCUGCUAGCUCUACCUAAGACACACACAUGCUCACUUUAAAAGGGAGUUAACAAACUGACAAGACAAUGAUUCAGCAUUUCUGUGACCUUAAUUGGAGUCACAAGAUUUUGCAGAUGUUACAUUCCAUUACAUAGGUUUUCAGGGUGGACGGGACCAAUACAAUUUAUUUUUUGUAAAAUACAUGCUCUAACAAAUACAGUACAAAUCCCAACAUCAGCUCCUUGUUGGGACAUCUUGAUUGCUUCUAUCCAGUUCUGAAAGUCUUGUUUCGCUCUUGAACUCCUGAAUGGCGACUCGUGAGCACUGAGUCUGCUGCUAAAUCUGUACCUCUUUGUUACUUACAAGUAAGAGCCUCUGUCUGCAUCUGUUGGGAAGAAGCCAGGUCACAUACGUACCUUGCAAAGUUCCUAAAAGGAUUGUAGAGAUGAUAUAGGUGAACCAAUUUUUUAAAGCGUGAACAAUUUAAGUGCUAAAGUAUAUACACGCUAAGCACUGUUAUCGCACUGGUUAUGUCUUGUUAAAAUUAGACCAUUUAAAAAGACAUCCAAGAAACCUUCUGAUAUAUUCUCAGCUGAAAUAAUAAUUCUCAUCCUGGCUUGUAAACGGCAGGGCUCUCCAAAGUUCAGACGGUUGGAUUUUUACACAACAGCUGUGCAGCUGUUAAUCAUUUGUUUCUGCAGAGUCUAGGUGUCCUCCCAAAGUGAAGGAGUCUAUCUAUCCCAGGGCUAUCACAUUCUCUCAAACACUCGGAUUGCAAUAUUUCACCCUUGGGAAAAUGUGGGAUCCAUUAUCUAACCUUUUAAUAAUAAUAAAAAAGCAACAAAACAGCAACAAGACCUCCAGCUAUGCCAGUUUAUUAACCUUUUGAUAUAUAUAUAUAUAUAUAUAUAUAUAUAUAUAUAUAUCUUCAUUGAAGUCUGUCCAACCAACCGAAGAAUGCACAUUUGUUGUGCUUUGUUUUAAAGCAGUGAAUGCAGACUUCUGCACUCCCUGCAACAAUGCAACUCCCCGUGCAUUAUAUUGCUGUGAAUUUGGGUGGGGGGAAUAGGCUAUAUGCCUGAGCCCCCUUCUAAUUCCUGGAUCCAGCACAUUCAGUUCCUGGAAUAGCCAGGCUAGCUUCCUGGUAAGUUAAUGGCCCUCUAAGCACGGACCAUUAAGGUAACAAAGGAAGUGGCUCAGAGACAGAUUUCAUUUUUUUUAAAAUGAUAUUUAUUGGGAAAAAAAUUUUUAAAUUACACAAAAAAAAGACAAGACAUAAAAAUAAAAAAUAAAACCAUCAUUCUCAAAUUCUCCCCUUUCAAUGCCUUCUUUCUUUGACCUCCUCCUCCUCCCUUUUCUUGUAUCCUGAUUAAUAAUAAUCGCAGCAAAUCCUUUCCAUAAUUCAUAGUAUUCUGUCAUUACAUUACCUUAAUCUAUUUUCAUCUUAUCUUAUAGAAAACCUUAAAGUUUAAAACUUAAAUCUUAUUUUUACCAACUUCUCCUAACCAUAACAUUCUUACCAAAUUCUUUAGACAUUUUUACAAGAGCCAAGUAAUUUCAUUUCAACAUUUUUCUAGCAUUCAUCAAUUUUAUAGAACAAUCCUAAUGAUAAUAAUAAUAAAAAGAAAUAAACAAUCCAAUCUUCAUCCAGCGUCCCUUCCUCCUGGUCCUGGGUUUUGUCAGUCCUUUUUAUCCUAUUAUCCUAGCACAUUAACCUGGUAAUCUUAUAUCCGAGGCCCUCAAGUCUCUUCCAUGUCCCUUCCGCAGCUCUUCUUCAUAUUUUCCUUUCAUUCGUGGGAACUCCAGCUUGGUAAUAUUUUUGACCCUUUUCAACAAAUCAGCCCCUUUUCCAUAGUCCAGACUAGACUCCAUGUGGUAUUUAAAAACAUGUUUCAGAUUCCCUCCAAAAUUGAGAGCCCCCACAGCUCCAAACAUCUGACGGCCCAUUGCCAGACUCGAAAAGUCCAAAUCUCCCUGUAUAGGGGGGUCUGUCCAACCCCCCAUUUCCAAACCAAACCAAACUUUAUCUUUCCAAGUCUGGUUUUUCCAAGUUCAUUUGUCAAAUCCAAAAAUUUAUGUUCCUGCUGGGCCGCAGCUCCCUCCGUCUCUGGCGCCCAAGAUUCAGCAGCAUCCUCUUCUCUCAGCUGUUCUGUCAUGGCACACUCCUGUUUUAGCUCCUGGGUGGGCUCCAUAUAAUUUCCCACUACCUUUUCAAAGGUUCUGGCCGCAUUAGUCAUCACAUCCGUCUUCUGGCUUAACUGAUCCAAUAGGGCAUUUAUUUUGCAGAGAGCACCCAACAGUGCUUCUGAAGACAUUGUCCUGCAAGGUCACAAAUCCUUUCCCACGGUUGUAAUCUGUGGCAGCUGCAAGCUCCCAGGAAUUAGUUACAAUUUCACAGUCCCCUCUAGGGGGAAAUCUUCUGAUUGUUCUUUCUUUUAAAAACAAUAGCAACAAAGUUUCUUUUUUAAGGUAUUUUGUCCAUAUUUGUUCUUUUUAAAAUGCGAAAGGAAACAAUGGAAUCACUAUGUUUCUCUUCUUUUAACUAUCUGUCAAAGACAUUUGUUUCUGGUCAAUGAGCUUCAAACGUCAAUUCUGACACCCCGCUCCAGGAUCAGGACGGUGGAAAAUUACUUUGCUUUAAACUCACUUCUGCAGGUUUAAACAGCCCAAAAAAGAUCCCCCUUCUUCUCCUGCUGCCGAAGGGGGGUUCAGCGAUUUUAAAUGAUGAAAACCAAUCCUUUGAAAGUGAUUUUUAAAGCUCUAGUUUAUGUUGUCUUUGCUUUAUUCUGGCUACAAGGAAACGGAAGGCUGACUUCCUGUUUAGACCUUACCGUUUCAGUACCAAAUUAAGGUAAAUUUUUAAGUCCAAAUUCCUUUCUAUUUCGCCAGUUCUUAUUUAAAGUCCAAAUGUUCAAUGUUCCAGUACUCACGGGUGGUUAUUUUAGAUGCCAAAUUGUCCCAGGAAAAAGGCAGCUCUCUCUGGCAACGGCUAUGCGGCUUCGCUCCGCAGAAAAAGCAAUUGACUCACAGCACCGCGCCACUUCCCCCUCUUCGCUUCGGAGCCCGUUAGUGGGUUCCUUUGCGGGUUGGGGGGGCGCUAAGGGUGCCCGCCGAGUCCCACGGUCACAGGCUUCAUCCGCCUGUGAUUUCCAGAAGGGUCCCCGCUUCGCCGUAGCGGAAAAGACCCGUUUCAUGCGGAGCUGGUCCCUCCAGUUCAGAGGGAGUCCGCCAUUACCGAUGGCGCCACCCCGGAAGUCUUUCGGCUCUGAGACAGAUUUCAAAUGGGUAGGGGCUCCUCCCUCAACUCACUGGUAGUUAGAAAGACAAAAGGCCGGAGUAGAGAUAUGUGAGAGCUAGGAGACAGAGGCUGCAGGCUGGGCAGCUGAGAGACAGAGCCAUGCCUGACUUCUGCUGGAAUCCAAGUCUGUGGCUAUGGGACAAGCAAGACCCUCCUGGGGUGUUAAUGCUGUGAGCCCCUCCAUCGUAUUUCCUAGUAAUGCAGGACCAGAGCACCUAUGAAGAUAUAGUGCUAGGCAAACCAACUAUUGAUCUCUUUUAAGCCAAGCAGGGUUAAUCACUUUUAAGUCCCUUUUGUAUCGAUGUGAGUAAAUUAAGCACAUGCUUAAUGCUCCCAUUGAAAUUCAGGCAGCACUUAACUUUGGCCCUUAUUUUUUAAAAAUUCACUUGGAGAUUUCCCAUGAGUCAGGGACAGGCAGUGAUAUAUUUGCACUCCCCCCCCCCCAACCUUCUGUUUAAUGCCCCUAGUUGAAAUCCUGGGACUUUUUUUUCUUCCCUCUUUGCUGCAUUAGGCUCCAGUUUUAUAAUCACCCCCUGAAAAGGAUGGGUUUCCCUUCCUAUCUUUCACUCUGGAUUCUUCAGCAGUGCAGCUUGGGAGAUGCCUUUUAUUAAAGUGAGUUUUUUAGGGCAGGGAAAAAUCUCUGGAGCUUGAAGGAACUCAAUUGAUUUUUCCACUCCUCAAAAGAGUAAUCGUCAAAGCCUUUAAAAGGGGGGGGGGGAGGGCUUGGAAGAGUAAUGCAAACUGAAACACCAGCAAAAUCAUAAAACCAGGAUGCCUAUACAUCUUCCUGAGCCUAUUUGAAAGACUGAGCAGCCCUUAAUGAAAGAUGCAGACUGACUAUUACAGAUCAGCCUUCCACCGCAUUCUGAAAUGCAGACAAUGUUGUCCCCUAAUUGUGUUUAAUAGUUAAGACACAGGUGGAAACAUGAGAAAUAAUGUGUAGAAAGCUGCAUUUGAAUUGCUCAGAAGUAGAGAACAAAGAAGAGUGGAAUAUCUGAUGAGAAAAGAACUGUCAUUAUUUUGCAGCUUUAUAAACCACAGCCGAAAGCUCCCAAAGUGGUAUACAGUAAUAUUAUUGUUAUCAGUAUUUAUUCAAUUUAUAUACACCCUUUGUCCAAAGAUCCCAGGGCGGUAUACAACAUUAAGAACAAAAAUGCAGCAUCAUAGUAAAAACAUAACUCCCAGUUUACGCGGGGAUUAUGUUCCAAGACACCACGUGUUUAAGCGAAAUUGCAUAUAUUUGAAACAUCAGUGAAAAGUCCUGCAAACACCCUCUUCCGCCCCUGUCCUGUUCCACCCCUUUUUGUGAUGUUUUUGUCACAUUUUCAGGUCACUUCCAGGUUCGGCACGAUCACACAUAUUUUGAAUGCACAUUAUCAGGGUGGGGGGUUUGCCUGUACGCAGCGUAAUAAUAAAAUAAUCAUAAUAACAGUCCGUCCCUGCCCCUCACACAUUUAACAGGCCAUAGUUUACUUAAUGGCCAAAGACCUGGGUAAAAAGGAAUUUUUCACCUGGGGCCUAAAGACAUGUAAUGAUGGUGCCGGGCGGGGGGCUCUCUGGGGAGAGCAUUAUGUUAAGUUGUGGGUGAACAUAUCAGACGACACAGCGGUUCUUCAAACAGCUCUUGUUUAUUCACAGGCCAAAAUAGAACCUACUUAUAUAGAGCUCAACUACAAGGCAACAGUAACAAUUUUCUGUAACUAUCCAAUCACUGAACGUCACUUUCAAUUCCUUAUUUGCAUAUGUGGACCUGAGUGAAAACUACAGUAUCCCCCUACUGGCCCAGGGUGAGAACUUCAGUACAUAACACAUUCGACACACGGGGGGCCACCACAGAAAAUACAACAGGUAACAGACUCAUAAGACUUUUAGAAUGUUGUGAGCUUCAAGGAGUUAACACUCUGUGCUAAGUGGAAAUGGACCUUGGCUAAAGGUCACAGAAGCUUCCCACCAUGCCUGAAACGGCUCAGGACCACAGAGCCUCAAGCAUUCUCUCCCCUGUGCUCAUCAACUGCUGCCUUUCUUCGUGUGCUUCCUGCACUUAAGGUCUGGAGGGUGGCAACAUGAUAACUGGCCUUUUCUGUGGUGGCUCCCUGCCUAUUGAAUGCUCUCCCCAGGGAAUCUCACCAGGCACCUUCCUUGCAUAUCUUUAGGCGCCAAGCAAAGACAUUUCUCUUUACCCAGGCCUUUGGCUGAUUAACGUUCUAUGGCUUUUUAAAAUGUGUGUAUGGAGGGGGGCGGUUAUUUUACUGUAUUUUUUGUUUCUAUGGAAGCCGCCCAGAGUGGCUGGGGAAACCCAGCCAGAUUGGCGGGGUACAAAUAAUAAAUUAUUAUUAUUAUUAUUAUUAUUAUUAUUAUUAUUAUUAUUAUUGGUUUGUUUUUGUUUUAUUAUGUAUUUUAUAUUAUUAUUUUGUAUUUAAUAUCAAAAAUAAUAAUGUGGCAUGGUGAAAGGAGCCUCUCUUUCUCAUUUUGUAGCCUGGAAACACAGCGAGCCCUUUGCUGAGCUAUAAUCUGUCCUUCCUGUGAUGCCUCGUUCUCUAUACUGCUGAGCUGAUCAGAGAGUACAUCUCAGCAGUGGGCAAACUGUUACCUCUGAUCAGCCGGGUAGCAUAGAGAAUAGAGUUUGCUCCCCAUGCUGAAGGGAAGUUACAACUCAGCAGCUGGGAAAAUAGGGUAGGGGGCAGAUUGGAAGGGGAGGUCCUGUAGGGUUCAUCUGGUUCAUGAGCCAGGGGUUCCCCAUCCCUGGUUUGGAGAAUAUGCAUAAAUAUAGGUGUAGAUAAGCCCUCUUCUCCCCAUGAGAAAAACACUCUUGUGAUUGCAUCGUCUCUUUCAUCAAAUCUCACAUUUAUAGAGCAAUAAUAUUGCCUCUCCAAGAAAAUACCAUUCAAAGCUAUGGCUACCUUGGUUUUAAAAGAUAGAAAACUCUGUGCUGUCUGGAAAGACAGAAACAGAACUUCGGGGAAGCUGGUGAAAUUGGGUGAUAGAUCAUUAUUUUCUGUCACCCUAAAACACCCUCUCCUCAUUUCAUUUGACUGAGCUUUGGCAGCAGUAAUUGGACAUAUAAAGCUUUCUACCUGGGAGGCGUCAGAUCAAAUCCAAGCCAAGUUGUUUAAUGUCCAGAAGUUGUCAUCUCACAGCUGCUUGCUGACCUGUGAGAAAUGGGUGUGCGGCCUCAGACUAGCGCUUAAUUGGACACCAGGAGUGCUGAUGCAAAAACUGGGGAAAGCAGCAACAAUUCUUACUUGGUAAUUAAUUUGGGAUGGCCAUUGAGCCUUUGAUCUAUUUUUUUGGGUGGAAGGAAGACAGAUGAAGUGUUUAAGGAGAAAGUGCAGCACGUUCUUCACCUCUGGUAUAAACCCAGCUCUGCCAUUUGUAAUCUCUGAAAACCCAUCUUUGCAAGUUUGCAAUACGGUUCAGCAGAACUGGGCCCGUUGGAUGUGGAAGGCCUCAACUGACCAUUGCCAAUAGUGACAUUAUUAACACCUCUCCUUCAAUCCCCUCAAAUGUUUUGUGGCCAUUUUAAUUUACGUAUUUUUCAAUAUUUUCAGUGUUUUAAAAAAGAGACCCUGGAGGAUGAAUGUUUAAAUGAUCAAUAAGUGCACAUAUGCCACUUUUAAAGCAAAAUGGUGCAUGGUCCAUCAAUUGUGUGGCCAGACUCAACCGAUGUUCAGCUUGCUAGCAGAGGUGGCUGGCGUCUAUUGAGACUGAUGGUCAGACCACACCUGGAAUAAGGUGCCCAUUUCUGGGCACCACAAUUUAAGAAGGAUAUUGACAAGCUGGAACGUGUGCAGAGGAGAGCGACCAAGAUGAUUAAGGGUCUGGAAACCAAGCCUUAUGAGGAAUGGUUGAGGGAGCUGGGUAUGUUUAGCCAGGAAGUCUAAGAAGAGAUAUGAUAAAAAGGUAAAGGGACCCCUGACCAUUAGGUCCAGUCGUGUCCGACUCUGGGGUUGCGGCGCUCAUCUCGCUUUAUUGGCCGAGGGAGCCGGCCUACAGCUUCUGGGUCAUGUGGCCAGCAUGACUAAGCCGCUUCUGGCAAACCAGAGCAGUGCACGGAAACACCGUUUACCUUCCCGCCGGAGCGGUACCUAUUUAUCUACUUGCACUUUGAUGUGCUUUCGAACUGCUAGGUUGGAGCAGGGACCGAGCAAUGGGAGCUCACCCCGUCACGGAGAUUCGAACCGCCGACCUUCUGAUCAGCAAGUCCUAGGCUCUGUGGUUUAACCCACAGCGCCACCCGCGUCCCACCAGAGAUAUGAUAGCCAUCUUCAAAUAUUUGAAGGGCUGUCACAUGGAAGAUGGAGGAAGCUUGUUUUCUUCUUCUCUGGAGGGUAGGACUCGAACCAAUGGCUUCAAGUUACAAGAAAGGAGAUUCCAUCUAAACAUCAGGAAGAACUUUCUGACAGGAAGAGCUGUUUGACAGUGGGACAGUCUCCCUCAGGAGGCUGUGAACUCUUCUUCCAUGGAGGGUGUAAAGCAGAGGUUGAAUGGUCAUCUGUCCUGUGUGCUUUAGUUGAGAUUCCAACUCUUAUAAUUCUGUGAUUCUGUGAUUCUAUGAAGGGGUGGAAGAAGGCAAGGAGCUCGACACCAGGUGGAGCCAGAAGCAGGCACAGCCAACUAAUUCUAGUUUUGCUCUCAUCCUCAGCCCUGCUGUGUUUUAUGACAACACAAAGAUUAAGGAGCAGGAAGCUGUCAGGCAGUGCCAAUCCCUGGUUUUAAGUAAGAAAGAAAGAAAGUUGUAGCUUGCUGAGGUUGGUGGGGCAUUGCCUCCUUCACCCUAAUGGCCCAGUCCCCACUACUUGCUGGUAUGUAUGUCUCCUUGAUCUUGUGGUUAAACCACCCACCACAUGAACACUAGAGUUCAACACAGGGAACACAAUUGCCUAGCAAAUAGAUUCUAAAGGUUGCCAUUAGGUAUAGCUUUAUUGAUUAUACAAAUGAUGCAACACAUGGAAGAGUGGUUUAUGAUGCAGCUUGGCAUUUCUCAGCAAGUAACCCCUCUUUUCCGUCCCCUUUCUCUUUUUCUCUAUUUUUGCUUUGUUGUACAAAAUAUAAGUGGCUUGCAACUAAUGGGCAUGACUCAAGAGUGCACAGACGCAACUAAGUUAUUGGUGAAAAUCUAAAUCAGAACCAUUUACCUGGUCCAGCUUGUCUGUCAUAUUAUUCUGUACUGGUGAACAGGUCAUUUGUGUUAUAGUCUCCCAAGAAUCAGUUUUUUUUAAAAACUUUGUAUUGUGUUUAAAGUCAAGAAAAUAUUUUGCAAUUGGUUCUGCAAUAGAAAUACAAUAAAAUUGUAUCAGAAUACACACAAAAAAGGGGGAAGUUGUUUACCUCAAAACAAGCUUCCCCAUAAAUUGUGUUGUUUUUUUUUAAAAAAAAAUCUGCUUUACAGAUUUCCUUUUUCUCAAAACCUUAAAAUGUAAGGGACCAAUUAUUUUUUUUUUAGUUUAAUUCCAAACUCUUGAGGAGACUAUGCAAAUGUGAUUCUGUGUGGGAAAGGAAGACAGAGGCUUUAUUUACACACUUCCAACCUGCAUCUCCAGGGAAGUUGCUAAGCUAGAUGAAAGCAACAUAGAUCAUCACUCUUACCUGUCAUCGCCUGAUCUUCCAGAUUGUUUAAUGGUUUUUAAAAUAAAAAAUGAAAAAUUGGGGUAAUCAAUCACUUUUAUAUACACUUUUCUUUGGUUGUUUUUACCUUCCUUCUCAAACGCAUCGAAAUCUAGAGUGAGUAAAAAUAGUUUGCUGAACAACAAACAUUUUGCAGGUGAGAGUGUUUAAUCUUCCUGGAUAACGUAGGAGUGAAACUGAGUGGCCCAUUAACGAUUAUAGUUAAUGAGCAAUUGAGAAUGAAUUGAAGGGCAAAAUACCUAAUGAUCAACAGUACCUGCCAAGCAAAUGGGGUCAUGUUUGCAGUUGCUUAGAAACAAGAUGGGCAGAAGAAAGAGAAAUUGUUUGUGAUUUUCAAAAGCACCAGAUUGCUUUUGCUGUUAUCCCUGGGUGCAAGUAACCAGGCAAAGUAUUCUAUGCACCUUCUGCUCAUUUCAAUGCAAGAACCUCACACUGGCUGUAUUAAAAUGAAUGGAAGAAUACAAUCCACAACUGGACCUUUUUAAAAAAUAGGUAGAAUACAUAGCAACCCAUGUUUAUAUCAAAAUCCUUAUAUUUUUGUUCUGCCAGAUUAGGAAAUGUGUAACUUCCAGCUGUUCUACACUGACUUGAAAUGGAUAUGUUUGACUACAGCACAACCCUAAGCCAUGUGUAUUCAAGUAUGUCCUAUUCAAUUCAGUGGGGCUACUCCCAAGUAAGUAGAGUUAGGAUUGCAGCCUUAGUACUUGGAAAUGGAAGAGAGAUGUGUGCUGUGACUGAGGAUGCAAUUAGAAACUGAUGUUCUGAAGAGAUUUGCUCAGGUUCUGCGUGUUGGUUACCUGAUAGGUAGUUCUAUCCCAGAGGGCCCUAUUAAAUGGUGGGGUUUUCUCCCCAGCGACACACGAAAAGAAAACCUGUGAUUAGUACAGUAUAGAAGAUACAGCCAUCUGCUGAGGGUGGGAUUGCCACAUAGUAUAACUAGGUCUAUGGACAGCUGCCUUCAUUAACACUGAAUACCUUUGAGGAAACAAUCCACAAUGAAAUAAUUAUUUAUUUAGAUGAUGAUGAUGAUGUAUCAUCACUUUAUAAUUCUUUUUGAGAGGGGAGAGACUCUCUCAGCCGUUUACAGCAUACCUAAACAUGUAAUGUGUGAAGGGGCCCAGAGAAAUUUAGCUGUGCACCAAAUUCCUUUCUCCAGAUUUUCCAUUCCGUUUUGCAGUUGCUUGUGAUAAGAGUUUGUCUCUUUUAGAGGCUUGGGACUGGAAUUGCUGCUGAUUUAGUUGUGAAGAGCCAGAGAGAUUAGUGUGGAGGGAAAGAAGGUGAGACCAAGCAGCUAUUUCUCAAGUGUUGGUUGUGCUGUUUUAUUGCCCCAGAUAGGAAGACAAAGGUGAGAGACUUAAAUGCCACUGAACUUUUUUCCAGGAGAUCAAAAGUGCAGAGAGAAAUGUCCACAAAGAAAGAGCCAAUUUAGUAGGAACUGAAGAGUUGGUCAUAGAGUCAAUGUGACAGAGAAAGAUGUUGCAAUGUGCAGUCCUGAACUAGCCCAUACAGUGGAUAGAAACAGACAGCCCCUCCCAGCUACCCAUCAGUUUCUGUCUUCUGAAGGGAGGGGCCAUAGUUCAGUGGUACAUGCUUUGCAUUAAUAAGGUCGUCUCUAGCAUCACCAGUAAAAGGAACUCAGGUUACUGGUCUGAGAAAAACCUUGACUCAAGACAAAAAGAUGCUGCCAGUUGGAACAGACAGUGUUGACCUAGUCAAAUCAAGUUUUAUUCAUAUACCCUUUUCCUGCAGUAACUGCUCUCAGGGUGGGCUCAUGCUAAUAAUUAUGCAACAAUGCCCCAUACCAAUUAAGUUCCUCAACAAAGAUUUGACCUGUUUCCAUUCCAGUUGGUUGUUGUGUGAAUAACUAGCAUUUGCGCUUGCCUUACCAAGCCCUUUUCCUUUUAUGUCAUGUCUUUUGUGCUGUAAUCCUGAGGGUAGGGGGACAGUCUUCCAAGAGUCUUCUUCAGCUAAAGAGCAGGGUAAAAAUGUUUCUAAAACCAAAACAUAAUUCUUAAACCAAACAUUGCAAAAUAACACGUAAAGGUAAAGGGACCCCUGACCAUUAGGUCCAGUCAUGGCCGACUCUGGGGUUGCGGCACUCAUCUUGCUUUAUUGGCCGAGGGAGCCAGCGUACAGCUUCCGGGUUGUGUGACCAGCAUGACUAAGCUGCUUCUGGCGAACCAGAGCAGCGCACGUUUACCUUCCUGCUGGAGCAGUACCUAUUUAUCUACUUGCACUUUGUGCUUUUGAACUGCUAGGUUGGCAGGAGCAGGUACCGAGCAAUAGGCGCUCACCCCGUCGCGGGGAUUCGAACCGCCGACCUUCUGAUCGGCAUGUCCUAGGCUCUGUGGUUUAACCCACAGCGCCACACGCGUCCCUAACACAUAUCUCUCCACUAAAAACAAUCUCUUUCCCAAAGGGAAAUCAAAAGUCUGAUAAACACCACAUCUGGAACAUAUUACCAAUCAAGGAUUUGCAGAGCAUUUAACAAUAUUUUCUUUGAGGGCUACCAAAAAUGUAGCAAUGGUAUAUGACUGUCAGUAUUAGGCUGUGGUCUAGGUAUCAGCAGUGGGGAAAGGUUCAUAUUAUUAAUGUAUCUAGAUUUACAGAUGAUAUUGGCAGUGGGUGAGUGGCAAUUAAUUAUGCUUUCUUCUUAAAUUGAGUUUGGAAUGGAUUUCUGGAAUCUGUGCCCUUAAGAGAAUGCAUUUCCUAAUUAAUUAAAAUGGGGUCGGAAAAUACAUUCGCAUAUGGCAAUCCUCAAAAUGCUUACUGGGAAGUAAGUCCCCCCUGAACGCAGCAAGACUUACUUCUGAGUAAACAUGCAUAGACUUGCACUGGAAAGAGGGUUGGUGGGGGGGAGAUUAAGCUUUUGCUUUGACAUGUGAUUCCUUUUCACAGAGUAAACAAGUUAGAUAAUGAGCUUUGAGUCUGAGUCUACCAGCCUUCCAAACACAGAAUGUUGUUUUUUCCCCCUCCUCCUUUUGAUGCAUGCAGGGAUUUCUGUGCAGCCCUUGUGCUAAGCCACUGCAGGAGGUAUAUGGGUACAGCAAAUCCCUUGUGAAACCUCUUGCAAGAGCUUCAAAGGACAAUGUAAACAGGAGGAGCUGAUAGGGCUGAUUCACAGGAGACAUUGCACAAUGCUUCACAGAAGAAGGGGGGAGACUAUGCAUCUUCAUCAGGAAAGGAACUGAAGACAGUGUCUGUAUUCACAUGAACAUAAGCAAAACAUUACCUGGUACUUUUAUUGAGAUUUUUUCAGAGGGGAUCCUUUACUUCUGUACAGAAGUACUUUGUUGUCGGAGCCUGAGGCAAACUAGAUGCACAUCCCUAGCCGUAGGCCAUAUUGGCUGGGGGGAGUUUGAUGCCAACAUCUGGAGGGCCACAGGUUCCCCACCCCUGUCUUAGUGGGAGCUUUUGUUCUGUGGUAGUUCAUUACAGUGACAGAAAAGGAUGAGGAGGCUGCAACACCCAUUUCCCUGCUUCUUUUUCAUUUUAAAGGAGGCUUGAGCCAAAGACAGCAGGGAAGUUCUGGCAGCUUUAGCUUUGCAGAAAGAGCCAGUUUUACAAAAGUGAGUAAAUUACAGUUUAGGGCCUAUCUUCACUAUCAGAGAUAUUAUGCCUCUGAAUACCAGUUGCUGGAAACCAUGAGCGGGGAGAGUGUUUUUGUGCUCAUGUCCUGUUUGCUGGUUUCCCUCAGGUAUUGUCAGGAUGCUGUCAGCAACUCCCGGCUGGUGGCCCAGGGAAGUAUAGAGACAAGGAAAAGUUUCCUACCGUCCUUUUUUAUUUCAGUCUUUACAGAGAGAGGCUAUAGAACCCAGCGUCUUGGAUAAUGGCAUUGUCCCGAGUGAAUCUCCACUCCCCAUCUCUCCCACUUCCUCAUUCGUCAUUCUCAUUGUCUCCUCUACGGGUGCUGCUACGUGCCCUCUGUCUUUGAGCUCUUUGCUCUCCUACUUUUAAGGCUCACCGGGUACUAGGAGACGGAGUGUCUGGAAGGCUUUCUAAUGACAACGUGUCAGCUGGGUGUUGUUCCCGUGAUUUCCCAGCUUUUCCCCUCGUCUGCCUCUGAGCUGCUACCUCCCUCAAACCCCUGUUGUAAAUCUAUACUGUCUUCCUCCUCUUCCAUGUUGAAAACAUUUUUGUGGUGGAUACCUAUCUAGACAGGGACGUGGGUGGCACUGUGGGUUAAACCAGAGAGCCUAGGGCUUGCCAAUCAGAAGGUCGGUGGUUCGAAUCCCUGCGACGGGGUGAGCUCCCGUUGCUCAGUCCCUGCUCCUGCCAACCUAGCAGUUCGAAAGCACGCCAAAAAGUGCAAGUAGAUAAAUAGGUACCGCUCCAGCAGGAAGGUAAAUGGCAUUUCCAUGUGCUGCUCUGGUUUGCCAGAAGCGGCUUAGUCAUGCUGGCCACAUGACCCGGAAGCUGUAUGCCGGCUCCCUCGGCCAAUAAAGUGAGAUGAGCGCCGCAACCCCAGAGUCAGCGACGACUGGACCUAAUGGUCAGGGGUCCCUUUACCUUUACUCUAAGGCAGCGUCCAGUGUCUUCCAAGAUAGGGCAGAAAGCAGUGGCGGACUUGGGUACUAUGGUGCCCUGUGCGAGCCCAAAAUUUGGCGCCUUACCCAAAGGCAGGUAAGGAGGCACCCAACUUUGAGAAGGAGGCGCAAGGGCCCUGGCAGUGUCCUAGAGCCCUCCCUCCUUCUUUCCAAAGCUGGGAAAGCGCUAACACAGCUAGCACUGUGUGUGCACCGCUGCACAGCCAUAAAUCCAUCACUGGCAGAGAGUCUCAAGUGAAAAGCAAUUCCUGUCAUUCAUGCAAUUUGAUGGAAUUAUUCUUGGCUGCUAUAAGGAGGGACAUGCGCCAUGAGAACAAGGUUUACCCUGUUUGUGCGAUUUCAACAGCAGCUUGAUUUGCUGAGAUCAGCAGGUAAUAACACCGACCUCCAUGAAGCAAAACAAAAAAACCCCAAGCUUUACCUGCUCAUUUCUACAGAUCCAGCUGCUCUUGAAGGCUCAGGAGCAGACUAGGCCAUUUCUGCUGGCCAGUUGGCAAACCGCACCUAAGAAGCUAAAAAAUGGGCAUCGUUUAGCUUUAAAGAAAUCCACCACAGUGGCAAAGUAAAAGACAAUAUCGAACAGCCACCAUCACCACCACACUGGGCGGUCAUGGCAGAUCAUUACAUAUGGUUAGACUGGGUGAUUUUCUAGCAUGGUGACCUAGUAGCCAUGGCAACCACAGUGCUGUGAUGAUAAGUUCUUUGAAUGCUUUUCCCAGUCAGAAACAGGAUGCUGAUAAUUUACAUUAUUCUGCCGUGUCCCUGUUCACAGAGAUAUGGAAUCCAAGGGAAAAGCUACGCGAAGUCCCUGCUCCCUGAGCUGCGCACAGCGCACUGCAGAUGGCAGGUAGAAUAGCUUGACUGACAGAUACAGAGACACUCAGGUGCAUCUUUCCUGCAAAGCAGCUGCUUGCCUAGCAUUGGGGAGGGGCAGAGGAGGGCCCCAAGUAUCGAUGGGUUUGAAAUAUUUUAUACCAUCCUCCUGCUAAAACAGAGACAGGGAACCUUUCCAGCCCAAGAGCCACCUUCCAGGGGCCGCAUACAAUGGUGGGUGUUGCCAUGGGUGAAAGUGGGCAGAGUUCAGAGGACCAGAGAGAGAAUGGUCCAGAGAGCCACAUUUGUUGAUGUUUAUGGUCUUUCAUAGGGACGCGGGUGGCGCUGUGGGUUAAACCACAGAGCCUAGGACUUGCCGAUCGAAAGGUCGUGGUUCAAAUCCCUGCAACAGGGUAAGCUCCCGUUGCUCGGUCCCUGCUCCUGCCAACCUAGCAGUUCGAAAGCACAUCAAAGUGCAAGUAGAUAAAUAGGUACCGCUCUGGCGGGAAGGUAAACAGCAUUUCCGUGCGCUGCUCUGGUUUGCCAGAAGUGGGUUAGUCAUGCUGGCCACAUGACCCGGAAGCUGUACACCAGCUCCCUCAGCCAAUAAAGUGAGAUGAGCGCCGCAACCCCAGAGUCGGUCACGACUGGACCUAAUGGUCAGGGGUCCCUUUAUUUUUAUGGUCUUUCAUGCCCAGGUGACUUGAAGCAACAGGCCCAGGCAAUCACAGGGUGGGCCCCAUACUUUAAGGAAGGGAUCUUGACACCUUGAAGAAGUUGGGAGAUGAGCCUAUCAAGGUGUGAGCUACCUCCAGAGGUUCCCCAUCUCCCCUACAAGAUGGCAAAUCUUCCCUCAGCUUGUGCAGUAGGGAGAGGGCUUAGCUGAUCACGUCGGCUGUUCGCCUCUGGGGAAUGAAGGCUGAGAUAGGCUGCCUGUCACAGCUUACAGGAACAAAUAGAAAAUGAAAUUCAAUUGUAGAAAGUGUUUCAUAAUAAAUUCAAUAUUCUCUCCGGUAAUCUGACUGGUUUUGUUUAAAACUUAAAGCUAGGACCAUUGUCAGAGAGGAAAUACCUUGCAAUGAUUUUGUCAGUUGAACAUCCCCAUGGAAAUUUACCUGGAAAAUAAUUUUGACAGGGUACAAUCAAUCUUUGUUCCAUCCGGUUUCUUUUGUGAACAAAUAUAUAAUAGAGACUGUGAUCAGAACAAACUGUCUUACAGGUCAUUUGUGUUUGAUCGAAAUCAACACAGACGUUAAGUAAUGGCUUCUAUCUAACCAUCCUUUGAUAUAACAAUAUGGGUUUUCCAUGUCAUUGGAAGCUUGUUUUCAAUUUGUAUCGCUGCCUAUUGCAGGAAUUAUAGAUGGCAUUUGCUCUCCUUUUGCAUUAAAUGGCUGAAAGACAAAGUGGCUCAUUCAAAAAGAGGCAUAAAUCAGAUGCGCAAAAAAUAGAUGACUGCAGAGUACUCUUGAUAUAACACUUCACCCCAAUUUACAUAUUAAUGCACUGCAAGGUCUCUGGCAGGCUAAAAGAUUAUUUCAACACAAUCAUAGAGCCUUUGUAUAAAAUUUUCCUGAUUAGCCUGUUUGGAGGCCAAAUAUACUCAACCCACGCUAGUCAAACCAUUUAUCUAGGUACAUCUGGGCCUAAAUGAAGAAAUAGCAUUUGGUGCACUUUUUGUACAGGUGAGGCAGGCAUUCAGGUAUGUGACUGCAUCAUUUAUAAUCCUAGACUGCACCACUUCAAAUUGCAGCGUUCUAGCCUACUCUUCUGUCUCAUGUACUCAGGGGGUGGUACAUCACAUUUCACCAUCAGAAGUAAAAUGAGGAGGUGCUGCCUUGCUGCUGAAGCAGCCCCUGCCCCCCAAAGCCUCUUUUACCUGGGCCCAGUAUACCUGAAGGAGCAUCUCCACCCCCAUCGUUCUGCCUGGAUGCUGAGGUCCAGCGCCGAGGGCCUUCUGGCGGUUCCCUCAUUGCGAGAAGCAAAGCUACAGGGAACCAUGCAGAGGGUCUUCUCGGCAGUGGCGCCUGCCGUGUGGAACGCCCUCCCACCAGAUGUCAAAGCGAUAAACAACUACCUGACAUUCAGAAGACAUCUUAAGGCAGCCCUGUUCAGGGAAGUUUUUAAUGGGUGACAUUUUAGUGUAUUUUUGGUCUCAGUGGAAGCUGCCCAGAGUGGCUGGGGAAAGGCAGCCAGAUGGGUGGGGUACAAAUAAUAAAUUUAUUAUUAUUAUUAUUAUUAUUAUUAUUAUUUGGUCGUGCCCAUGGAGUGCACAAGAUCUUGUGAGAUUUCAGCGAGAUCUCAUGAGAUAUUGCUGGAAGCCAUUGCCACCACCGCUUUUCUGCCAGCAGGGGAGGCAGCAGGGUGGGUGGGUUGCCUGUAGGGGUUCCUCCUCUUGGGGGUUCUACCCCUCAAGGCACCUGCCUCAGCCCUGCAGGUUCUAGUUUUGUAAGUGCAUGGGUUUUUUUCUCCCCAGUGGGGAAGCAUUGCCCCAUGUGACCUUCCACCUAUAUUCCAAAGUGCAGUUGCAGAACAGAGUUGCCACCUUACUUCCUGCUUCAGUGAGCCAGGAUUAUAAGGAACACCUACUAGGAUUUAUGUGUUGAUCUUGAGAAUAGAUGGCCAGAUAAGAAUGACUCUUACAUGUUGAUGUAAUGUGAACAAUGGGUUAAAUUACACAGUGCUUGGUCUACCAAAAUGAAGAUUUAUGCCCUCAAUACCUUUUCAUACUUUCCCCCAGCCCCAUGCCCCUUAAACAGUCUCCAAAUGCAGUUCUUCGAACAAUAUGAAGGCAAGGCAUUUCAACAUGGCGCUAGAAGAAAACAUUUUGCUUGCUCUCAAAGCCUAGUCUUGGUCUCUAGCAAAUCCCAGCUGUCAUCUUUCAAGCUAUUUUCCAUGUCAUUGCUGCAGAUAAUAACACACUGAUAGAGUGUCAUCUGAACAGGGGUAAAAAAAGAAGAAGCCGUAUGAUGGUCUUGUCAACAACUGAAACCUUUUAGUUUUGUUCCCUGAGGGAAAUGCAAUUUAAGCUAGGGAGUAAAAGGGGAGGGGAGUUGCAGUGAGGCUGCCACAAGUAACACACUGGUUUCUGUGCGCGGAAGAACACAAGGCAGACAUCACAACAUCUAUCUAUUUUUGACAUUUGCAGCCUAUUCUGGCACCCUUUUCCAGGGCAGUGGACUGGAAGGAGCUGCUCUGGUAGAGCCUGGAGUGAUUCCAGAAUUAACAUCUGGUACUUGUGGGGUGACUUUUCAUCCUGUGAAAAACAUCUUCCUUGAAAAAAAAAAAAUGCCUUGGAGUGGGUUAGCUAUCCCACAUAGCUCUUCGAAGAUGAGCCCAUGAGCAGAAUGGAAGUGGCACAUGGAAGCUGUGACAAAAUGCUGAAGUCUGGAUCAGACCAAAGUCCCACCUAGUGCAGUAUCUUCUUCUCACAUGGCCAACCAGUUGCCAAUGGGAAGCCUGCAAGCACAGCAACACUCUCCCCAUGUGAUUCUCUAACAGCCUCAUCCUCCAUGAUUUUAGCUAAGCUGCUUUUUUGGUGGUGAAAUAUACUCUGAGUUGAGAGUGGAUUUCAUGCUCUUUAUUCAGCUCAUAGUGGUGAGGAGGAAAUGGAAGUUCCCCCACAAUAUCUGCUUUAUAUACAUUAUUUACACAAUGGGCUACACGUGAUUGGCUAGUUCCAGGAUUCUCCUGUAGGCCAAUCAGGUUGUGGAUUCACUUCCACCUGGAGCUGGAUUGGGUGGCUCCUGUGGACCAAUCAUACUGCUGCAUUGUUCUAGGACCAAUCAGACUGCUGCAUUUUGGAUCCUAUUCAACUCAGUACAUAACAGGUGGCUAUCGUUAUGUCUUGUGCAGACGAAUCCCAGAGUUUAACUGUGUUCUGUGUGAGGAAGUCCUUCCUUUAAUCUCUCCCCAAUCUUCCACCACUAAGCUUUGUUGCACGACUCUGGGUUCCAUUUUCUCCAUACUCUGCCUGAUUCCCACCCCCAACAGUCCAAUUUGGGUUUAAACCUCUCCAUGUAGACCAGCAGCAUGGAGUUGCCAGUUUCCACCUCCCUGCUUAUCAGAUUGAUCAUUUGAUGAGCCAGGGUAGGGACAAUAACUCAAUAUGCAUGGAUCAGCUGAGCCACACACUCAUCCCUGGCAUGUGGACGCUGAAGAGUUAAAAGCCCCCCCCCCCCCCCCAAGGCUAACAACCUGUUCCAAAGCAGACUGGCACAGAGCAACUUGAGCUUGUCAUUAGAAGAAAACGGCUGUCACACCACUGGUCCAUAUCACCUGCUAGCACCAAUCCCGGUUGGUAAAGGAUCUCCAUAAUUUCUUACGCAGAUGGUUCUCCCCUCCCCUUUUGUGCUGCUUGGCUGGCUCAUAACUAUCAGAAAGCAUGAUAUCACAGUUUUGAGAGCACCAGCAUUAGAAAUGACAAAGCAGAGCCCCAUUAAAGAAGAACUCAUUUUUUAAAAAUUCAGCACACCCGCCCAUGAUGGGAAAGGAAGACGACCUAGUGCCAGGUGACAUUCCUGUUCCAGCUUCAGUUUCUCUUAUCUUGCAGCAUAGCUUGCAUGCAUAGGAGAAGAAUUGCUGCCUAUUUUACACAGAACUUGUUUUUUCUAUGCCAGUGUUGACCAGUAUAUAUACCUGUGCCCCUGCCUGUAUCUUUCACUCACACACUUUUCUCUAUGCCAACUCUACCCCCAACGCCUUCAGCAUACAAAGAGUGAGUGGCAGGUGAGCAUCCUUCAACAAACAGUGAACAUACGCUAGGACAUAUGCUAGGGAUCUGCAGUCAAUCAAGUCUAAACAGGUGCAUUAUUAUCAUUAUUAUCAAAUUUAUCAAAGGAAGGUGGAAGAAAAAUGAUGGGGACAAUAAAACAAAAAUAAAAAAUAUCUAAAUAAUACUAAUAACAACAAAAAUAUCUGUUCCUAUUACAGAUACAGUAACCAUCAAUGCAUACUUCUUGUUAACCAGAUAAAGAAAUAUAAGCCCUCCAGCUGUCUAGAUAGGUAAAGGUAAAGGGACCCCUGACCAUUAGGUCCAGUUGUGACCGACUCUGGGGUUGCGGCGCUCAUCUCGCUUUAUUGGCCGAGGGAGCCGGCAUACAGCUUCCGGGUCAUGUGGCCAGCAUGACUAAGCCGCUUCUGGUGAACCAGAGCAGCGCACGGAAACACCGUUUACCUUCCCGCCGGAGCGGUACCUAUUUAUCUACUUGCACUUUGACAAGCUUUUGAACGGCUAGGUUGGCAGGAGCAGGGACCGAGCAAUGGGAGCUCACCCCGUCACGGGGAUUUGAACCGCCAACCUUCUGAUCAGCAAGUCCUAGGCUCUGUGGUUUAACCCACAGUGCCACCCGCGUCUAGAUAGGUAUCCAACAUGGAAUAUAGAAAAAUAGAAUCAUAUGGUUGGAAGGUCCCCAAGGGUCAUCUAGUCCAACCCCCUACAAUGUAGGAAUACAAAUGCCUGAAGUCUUCCUACCGCUUGUCUAACGGGUCACAGAAACACCCACCCACGAGACUAACUUCCAAGCCUGCUUUGCAACCAGAUCAGCCAGAGACGGGCUUAAUUAAUUCUCCAGCCUCGUCUCUGCUGCACUGCUUUGUUUUGCUAGGCAUUUUAUAUAACUUGGUUGCUUCUGCUACACACACACACGCCCCACUCCUCCCUCGGCCUCCUUCACCUGCUGUUCUUCUGGAUCAGAGUUAAUUAAUGCGAAAUUUCCAAAAGUGCCCAAAGGGAGGCUCAGGCGGAUCGCGCGCUCGUGUUAAUAGCGCUGCUAGGAAACUCAGCUCCGCGUUUGGCAUCGCUUAAUAACGCUUCCUCCACCUGCCGGGCGGUGGGGCGGGGGAAGAAGGCAAAGCAAGCGCGCUCUCCGCCCGGCCUCCCGACGCCACCAGCCGUCUCAGGGGCCGUCGCUUCCCCCGCGAGGGUCUCCCUCUCCCGCUCUCUGUGUGGACGGGUCUCUCCGGCUGGUGCUACGUCGCCUGGGCGAGAUCUCGAUGGAAAUCUACGGCAAGGUAAGAGCGCUGUGGGCUCCUCCACGCCCCUCUUUUCAAAUACUUCCUUGAAAGCAGCUGACGAGCAUCGCCGCCGCUAACGAAAAGGAUUCGCCAGUAUGGAGUCCAAAGCAAAACACCCAACCGGCCUGAUCUCUCGCUCUCUCUGCCGUCCUAGCAAAUGAGUUCCAACCGCGACACCAGGGGAAAAAAAAUAUAUGGCAAACAUCUUGGAAGCUGCCCGCUUCUCUUUUCUUUGAGAAGCAGUAGUUAAAACAAGGGAAAGGUGGCUUUAAAUGGGCGAGGCGGGCUUUGCAUUUUCUCCUCUCUCUGUUUGUGGGGUGGGAAUUGCAUUUCUUGCCUAUUUUCCUUCGCCGGGUUCUCCUAGCAUCGCCUAGAGAAAGCGCAGAAACUUUCGCCCAACAGCGCGCAAACUCGCGGCCGCAGAGCUGCCCCCCCCCCCGCGCCCCGUUUCCAUGGAGCCGCCUCCUCGAGGGAGGGGGUGGAGCUCCGGGCGGCGGCGGAGGAAGCGAGAGUCCCUGGGACUUGUAGUCCUGGCUCCCUCCGCUUUCCAUUGGACCCGGGCCUGGGACGCGCGGCUGCUCGCACUACAGCUCCCACCGGCCGCCGCGAGGGGCGCUGGGCCAAGGCGCGGCAGGGGAGGCCGGGUGGACAGCUCCGCGGUGCUGAAUUGUCUGCUGGGCUGCGAGGCGAGCGUGUUGUUGCUGCUGCUGCUGACGCGCCGGGCGCGUGUGUCUCUCUGUGCCUGUGUGCGUGGCGUGUAGACGGGGUUGGCCACGACUGCUGCUGCUGCUGCUGCUUCUCCCGCUUGCCUGUGAGACCCCAGCGGCCGAGGGGAAAGGACAGGGCGCGCGGCUGAACCAUGAGGCACGAAGCUCCUGUGCAGGUGAGUGAUAACAGACCGAAGGGGAGCCGCGAGCAAGCCCCGCGGAACUCUGCGCGCGCGCUCAGGGAAAGGGUAGUGGCUACCGGGGCGGGUUGAGAUGGCGGGUACGCGCACGAGAGACAGGCAGAGUGCGCGCCCCUCUCCUAAAGUCACUCGGUUGUUGUGCGAUCGCUGCUGGUCAUCUUUAGAUGGGUUGUUGUUUCUUUCGAAGAGGGAGGGGUGGUGCACUAGGCACAGAUUGUCAUAUGUUGUUAUUUAACACACACUCAGACACACACCCCUAAAUAAAUCUCUGGUCACACGGAUCUUGGUUGUGCCUUCACUGGGCAGGGAGGAAAGGCGAGGCGUCAACUCAAGCAUCGCUUACUGAGUGAAUCCAAGCCAGCUAGCAAACGCCUUUCCCCUGACAACACCAUUUCCUCUUCCAAGAGGGUGAGUGUUAAAGAUCCAGGGCGACAGCAGAGCACACAGAGCAUGUUAAGGAUUGCAGCCGUAAUGUUGGAGGUUUCAUGAAAAGAAAAGAAGCAGCAGCAACCCAACAUAAGCCCAUUCCCCCAUGGUAUUAGCAUAAUAACACCAGGGGGAAAUGGGUUUCUGUUAUUGCAGUUUUGUAUGAUGGGUUAUUUUCUUAAGAGCACACUAAAUCUCCAGCAUUAGGGGUGCAAUCCUAAACACAUUUACUAGGGUGUAAUCCUUCCUCUCCUCACACACUGAGCAUAGCAGGACUUACUCAUGAGUAAAGAUAUGCUGGUUUGUUCUUCAUGCUAGCUAACAGUGCAAUCCUGUGCAGGUUUACUCAAAAGUUAGGUACCCAAUUGAAGCCUUAAUGUUAGAUCUUCUGUUAAGUUGCUUUUGAUGAUGUGAUAUAUAUUUUGCCUGAGGGAUCAUGUAAACCUGUGAUCCCUAAAUUCUUUUGCAUAGUGUAAGUUUUGAAAGCAAUGAGUCUCUGAUCAUAGGCACAUCAAGGUAAGAAAAUAGUAGCAAUAAUCAUAAGUUAAUAUGUAAUGAGUCUUAGAAGGGGAAAAUAGCAGUUAUGGGAAUAUUGUCAUUCUGGAACAAAGAAUGAUAUGUAGCUCAGAAGAAACUGAGAGUAUCACUCUUGAAGAUGCUUUUAUGUGGAAGCUCUUACUAUCCAAACUGAAGAAACAAAAUAAAGUCCAGGUGUUUGUAAUGUACAAAGGUAUGCAUUUUUUAUCAAGUCACAAUAAUUUACUCCCAUUUGUUGGGUUAUACUAAAUGACCAUUAUUACAACUGUCAUUUGAAUGGCAACUCUACAGUACUCACACUGACAAACAUCCAUCAUUUUGGUAUUAGAAAUUUGGCCACCAAAUCUUUACACUUUCAUUCUGAGCUGUUGGGUUUUUACAAUACAUUUAUUUAGCAAGUGUGUUUCCCCCUUCUGUAAUGCAGGUUUUAACAUUUACUCUUUCCAAUUGCAAAAAAAAGUGAAAUCAUAAAGAAUAUAUAUAUCAAAAUCUCAGUGUUCCUUUAUACAGCACCUCUGUAAAUGGUUGGGCGUGCUUGAUUAUGAAAGGUGAAUAACCAUCUCGUCCGAAUCACUAGCCCAUAUUAUGCUACAUGCUGACAUCCCAUUAUCUCUGCUAUAUCAUUGUAUUUUAAACAUUUCAUCCUGUGUCCUGACAAAACUAGAAACCUUGCUUAUUUGUUGAAAGAGUAAAGAUGUUUUUAAUCAGAAUUAAAGGUGAGUUUGCUGCAGGAUUAGUUACGCAGGUUUUGUCUAUUGAGAAAACUUACUUAGGAAUAAGACUCAAUGAACUCAGUUGGACUUAUUUUGGGAACCAGGCAUAGGAUAGGGCAGCAGGACUGCAACCAUACACUGUUACUUGAAUGUAGGUCAUAUUGAAUUCAACUGAACUUACUUCUGAGUAACAAAGUAUAAGAUUGGGCUGCGUAGGUUUGUACAAACAGAACUGUGGUUGUAAGGUAGUACAGAUUAAAAAAAUUGGGCUGAAAUAUUUAAUUUUGCAUUGCCUUAUCAUCUAUUCUGUUUGGAUAUUAUGUAUGGAUGUUAUAAUCUUAAUCUGACAUUUCAAGAUGGAAAGAUCUGCUUUGCCCCCCCCCUUCCCUAAGCAGCAAAAGAGCUAAUUAUAUAUAUGUAAAGGUAGCAGCAAAGCUGUCAAAAACAAAGCUGUGAGGGGCGGCAGCAUUGAGGUGGACUAAUAAUGUAUUUUUUUCCAUGUCUCUUCCAUAAUUAUAAUUACAGAGCAUCAAGGAUUCUCUGAGAUAUGA
Molecule: messenger RNA, 32016 nt
Organism: Podarcis lilfordi (Lilford's wall lizard)
Lineage: Eukaryota; Metazoa; Chordata; Lepidosauria; Squamata; Lacertidae
Source: the annotation of a GenBank genome assembly